Tauraco erythrolophus (red-crested turaco) is the source of this 2304-nucleotide messenger RNA. The record is from RefSeq and is a predicted model, not a curated record. NCBI's taxonomy places the organism in Eukaryota, Metazoa, Chordata, Aves, Musophagiformes, Musophagidae.
AUGCAGGAUGCCAGCCAGGUGCUGGGGCUGGUGGGAGCGCAGGGACGCGUGAUCUGCAUCGCACCCUCGCCCCCCGCCGGCCCUCGCCCGCGGCGGUUGUCCGAUGAGAUCGACAAACUGAGGCUGGAGGUCGAUCAGCUCAAGACCAGAAGCGGGACAUUCGUGGAGAGUGUGCACGCGAGGUCCCAUAUGGGCAGCGCCACGGACCUGCGCUUCCCACUGAGCGCCGUGGUCCAUGCCCCCACCGAGCCCUUCGGGACAGCCCCGGGCCUGCCUCGGGCGCAGAAGGGCCGAUUCGCCGCCCGGCGAGAGGAGCCAGCCAAGGACUGGGAGCAGACCCAGGCAGGCAGUGUCCUGGCCACGGGGCCUCACGCCUUUGACAGCGACCCCGAGAUCUCUGACGUGGACGAGGAUGAUCGCGAGACACUCUUCAGCUCUAUGGACGUGCUCUCUCCUGGUGGGCACUCGGAUGCCCAGACGUUGGCCAUGAUGCUCCAGGAGCAGCUGGAUGCCAUCAACGAGGAGAUCAGGAUGAUCCAAGAGGAGAAGGAGUCCACCGAGCUCCGCGCGGAAGAGCUGGAGACCCGCGUCACGAGUGGCAGCAUGGAGGGCCUCAACCUCACCCAGCUCUGCAAAAGGGCUUCCAUCCCCACCUCGCUGACGGCCCUGUCCCUGGCCAGCUCAUCCCCCCCGCUCAGCGGCCGCUCCACCCCGAAGCUCUCCUCCCGCAGCGCCGCGCAGGACCUGGACCGCAUGGGGAUCAUGACGUUGCCCAGCGACUUGAGGAAGCACCGGCGGAAACUGCUAUCGCCCGCAGCUCGGGAUGAAAGCCGAGAAGAUAAAACCACCAUCAAAUGCGAGACGUCCCCCCCAUCCUCACCCAGGACGUUGCGGCUGGAGAAGCUGGGCCACCCCGCGUUAAGUCAGGAGGAUGGGAAGAGCUCGCUGGAGGAGCAGGCCAGCAACCCCAGCAGCAACAGCAGCCAGGACUCCCUGCACAAGGGCUCCAAGAGGAAGGGGAUCAAAUCCUCCAUCGGGCGCUUGUUCGGGAAAAAAGAGAAGGGUCGCUUGAUUCAGCUGAGCAGAGAAGGGGCCACGGGGCAGGUGCUGCUGACUGACGUGGAGGUGGGCAUGCAGGACACCCUGGGACUUGGCAAGCUGGGUGCUCAGGCUGAGAAGGAUCGGCGUCUGCGGAAGAAGCAUGAACUCCUGGAAGAGGCUCGGAGGAAAGGAUUGCCCUUUGCUCACUGGGAUGGCCCCACCGUUGUCUCCUGGCUGGAGCUCUGGGUGGGGAUGCCGGCCUGGUUCGCUUGCCGAGCCAAUGUGAAGAGCGGAGCCAUCAUGUCAGCCCUGUCUGACACCGAGAUCCAGAGAGAGAUCGGCAUCAGCAAUGCGCUGCAUCGCCUGAAGCUGCGUCUGGCCAUCCAGGAGAUGGUCUCACUCACAAGCCCCUCGGCACCACCCACCUCCCGGACGUCUUCCGGAAACGUCUGGGUCACUCACGAGGAGAUGGAGAACAUGGCAACUUCCACCAAGACGGACACAGAGGAAGGCAGCUGGGCACAGACACUGGCGUAUGGGGACAUGAACCACGAGUGGAUUGGGAACGAGUGGCUGCCCAGCUUGGGUCUCCCGCAGUAUCGCAGCUACUUCAUGGAGUGUCUUGUUGAUGCACGGAUGCUGGACCACCUCACCAAGAAAGAUCUCAGAGUGCACUUGAAGAUGGUGGACAGCUUCCACCGCACCAGCCUGCAGUAUGGCAUCAUGUGCCUGAAGAGGCUCAACUACGACCGCAAAGAGCUCGAGAGGAGGCGAGAAGAGACCCAACAUGAAAUCAAAGACGUGUUGGUGUGGACCAACGACCAGGUCAUUCACUGGAUCCAGUCCAUCGGGCUUCGCGAGUACGCAAACAACCUCGUCGAGAGCGGGGUGCACGGGGCGCUCCUGGCCCUCGAUGAAAACUUCGACCACAACAGUCUGGCGCUCGUGUUGCAAAUCCCCACGCAGAACACGCAGGCUCGACAGGUGCUAGAGAGGGAGUUCAACAACCUGCUCGCCUUGGGCACGGAUCGGAGGCUGGACGAUGGUGAUGACAAGACCUUCCGUCGAACCCCAUCCUGGCGAAAACGCUUCCGCCCACGAGACGUUCACAGCAUCAACAUUACGCUGCCCGCCGGCUUCCGCGUCACCAGCCUGGUGCCCCUGCCCCCUCCGUCUGCCCCUGCCAAGAAAAUGCCCCCGGAAGUUGGUGCCUCUGGGUCGCCAAGGCUGGAGACCUCCACGGUCCGGACGUACUCCUGCUGA